Messenger RNA from Cyclopterus lumpus (lumpfish), 1985 nucleotides. RefSeq names its product platelet-activating factor acetylhydrolase, isoform Ib, gamma subunit (gene pafah1b3). The record is from RefSeq and is a predicted model, not a curated record. The coding region runs from base 84 to 755 and encodes 223 amino acids. The transcript has 6 exons. Lineage: Eukaryota; Metazoa; Chordata; Actinopteri; Perciformes; Cyclopteridae.
GUACUGGCAGCUAAAGUGAAAAUGUACUUCCUGAAACUGAAUUGGGAGAUGACGAUUUUUUGAUUUCAUGAUAGAGCCAAGUCAUGAGUGCAGAAGACCCAAACCCAGCCGCCACACCCACUCCCUGUGAAGACACCCAGGGAGAUGGACGAUGGAUGUCUCUGCACAACCGCUUUGUGUCCGACAGCAAAGACAAAGAACCUGAUGUCCUGUUUGUUGGAGACUCUCUUGUUCAGCUCAUGCACCAGUUUGGGAUAUGGCGGCAGCUAUUCUCCCCUCUUCAUGCCCUCAAUUUUGGGGUGGGUGGUGAUGCAACACAACAUGUGCUGUGGAGACUGAGCAAUGGCGAACUGGAUAACAUCAGCCCAAAGGUUGUGGUGCUGUGGGUAGGAACUAACAAUCAUAGUCAGACUGCUGAACAGAUCUGUGAAGGCAUCAUGGCUAUUGUCCAAGUCAUCAAGAACAAACUCCCACAUGCUCGGACACUUGUACUUGGUGUUUUGCCCAGAGGUAAAUCGCCAAAUCCUCUGCGGGAGCGAAAUGCCAAGGUGAACGAGCUGGUCCAGGAGGCUGUAUUGUCAGUCCCCCACGCCUCUUUCCUCAACGUGGACCCAGGCUUCGUCCACUCCAAUGGUAGCAUCUCCCAUCAUGACAUGUAUGAUUACCUUCACCUGACCCCACAGGGCUACCAGGCUGUGUGCGAACCCCUGCAUGCCCAUCUCAAGUCCAUGCUAGACAAGCCUCCAGAGAACUGAGCAACAAGGGCGCACAAUUACACUACCACAGUGGUCCUCAUCCCUGUUCCCAGAGAACAUCCCAAUCAGCUUAUUACCACUUGUAUGAUGGAUCAAAUCAAUUACUUGGGGCUAAAAGCUGCACACAUCUUUUGUCUAAGUCCUCUUUAUGGCCAGGGUUGAUGACCACUGUUACAGAUAAUGGGACCACAAAGGUUAUUUUUGUGUUUAUGAUGCAGUCAAAAUAUUAAAUGUGCUGUGCUAUAGAGAGACAUAGUCUGACCUCAAUUCCCGGUUAUCGUCUGUUCCACUAGCUUUUGGUUUUAAAAGGGUUUUUCCAUAGAAGGAAUUUUUUCAGUCCUCUGCUGAUGAAUAUGAUAAGGGGAACUCCCUGACUAUCAUCCAUGGGGAUCAGAGCCAGACAGUGAAAUGACACUUGAAGGGAUGAACUUGGAUGUCAACAGUUGUACAGCUUCUUUAGGUCAAAACUUAAGUUGCUCCACAUGAUUAAGAACGUUAUUUAUAACUGUGCCCCAGAUCCCGUGCUUCAGCCGACAGCCCUCAAGAGACUAUAAAAGCCCAAUUUACCUCAGAAUAUAGACAGAUAUCUGCUUUUCGGAAGAAAAAACUUCUAUGACAAAAUACAUUGUCUGCCUGAGGCUACUGGAACAGUAACUAGUUGGAAAAGGUUGUGAGAGUUUGGCUCUUUAGGUGCUAGGAUAUGUCUGGUAAAAAAAAUACGAGAUGCAAGAACUGCCCUUACCAGGAAAUUGCUGUAAUUCGUCAUUUUGUUUUAUCAGUUUCACUAAGUUACAUUUAUUUCGCAAUAGCUUUAUUUACUCUUGUGAUGUCUGGUGUCUUUUUUUUAUAUGUUCAUUUGAAUGACCAAAUGUUUUUGAUUGACCAUUACUGUUUACUUGCCUUUUUUCAUGUCACAUGUCUCAUUAUUGCCCUUGUACCUUUUUGCUCCACAUUUAGUAACGGCAACAGAUUUUGACGCGAGAGGCUGUGUUACAAACAUAAUGUAUUUGAGUAGCUUGUGAAGUUGUAUAGAUAUAUCUAAAGUUGCUUGUGCUCCAAGUUUAAUCUCAUCUGCAACAUAAUGGCCAAUCAGACCAUUUUCAAAGGCUUUACUUCACACUAAAACGCUUCUGAACCUCUUGUAGAAGGAUUGUGCCACAGAACUUGAAUUAUGCUUCAGGACAGCUGAUUGUGUAAGAGAUGGACAAAUGCAUUAAAUAUGAAAAACUG